Molecule: messenger RNA, 2058 nt
Organism: Macadamia integrifolia
Lineage: Eukaryota; Viridiplantae; Streptophyta; Magnoliopsida; Proteales; Proteaceae
Product: tryptophan N-monooxygenase CYP79A68-like
Exons: 2
Coding region: 304-1959 (551 amino acids)
Molecular function (GO): oxidoreductase activity, acting on paired donors, with incorporation or reduction of molecular oxygen; monooxygenase activity; iron ion binding
Source: RefSeq, a predicted model, not a curated record
UCUCUCUCUCUUCCUCUACUACUCUUUUAGUUCCCAAUGCAUUACUGUUCUUUGGAGUAUUAACUUGAUCAUCGGAGAGUCCACCACAUCCAACUUUGCCCAUCUCUUUCUUCUCUUGAUGUGCAAGUAUCUCUCCGACCGACAGAUCAAUUUUCUGGACGCAACAACUGCACAUCCACCACCCCAUCUCCAUGGUCCAAUUCUUCCAUCCCUCUUAAAUAUUAAGGCUUUCCCUACACUCCCCUCUCUCAUCUCUCACUACCUGCGCUGCACCUUCAGCCUGUAAACAUCUAGUUAGUAGCCAUGAAGAACAACACCUCUAACAUCUCUUCCCCAUUCCUUACCCUCCCAUGGGGUGUUAUUCCUGAUUGGGUACCCACCAGCCUUGGUGGAACCCUGAUAUGCUCCACCCACCCAACCAUUGCACUUCUCAUUCUUUUUCCCCUUCUUUUCAUUGCCCUAUUUCAGUCUCAGAUUCAUAAGAAACCGAGGUCAGCUCCACUCCCACCCGGUCCGGCACCAUGGCCUAUAGUCGGGAGCAUUCCGGAAUUAUUCCGAAAGAAGUCCGUAUUGCAGUGGAUACAUGGGUUCAUGAAGGAAAUGAAUACCGAUAUUGCGUGUUUUCGAUUCGGUGAGGUGCAUGUCAUUCCAGUUACUUGCCCGGAGAUUGCUCGAGAAUUUUUGAAAAAACAAGAUGCUACAUUUGCUUCAAGACCAAUUACAAUGGCGACGGAGUACGUGAGCCGUGGGUUCUUGGCCAUAGUUGAUACACCAUGGGGUGAUCAAUGGAAGAAGAUGAGGAAGGUGGUGGCUUCUGAGGUUAUCAAUCCCACGAGACUUCGAUGGCUUCUUGGGAAACGAACAGAAGAGGCUGAUAAUCUUGUCCACUAUGUGUACAACCAAUGCACUAGUGGUUUAGUUGUGGACGUAAGACUUGCAACUAGACAAUAUAGUGGCAAUGUCAUUAGGAAGAUGAUGUUCAACAAGAGAUACCUUGGGGAAGGAAGGAAGGAUGGAGGGCCUGGCGUUGAAGAAGAAGAAUAUGUUGAUGCACUCUUCACUGUGCUUUCUUACCUGUACGUGUUCUGUGUAUCAGAUUACAUGCCUAGUUUGAGGAGGUUUGAUUUGAAUGGACAUGAGAAGAUCGUGAAGGAGGCUACUGGGAUCGUUAACAAGUACCAUGACCCGAUAAUUGAUAAGAGGAUUCGAGAAUGGAAAGAAGGGAAGAAGAACGAGCCUCAAGAUCUUCUUGAUAUCCUCAUUUCAGUGAAAGAUUCAGAUGGGAAUCCACUACUAUCUACUGAAGAGAUCAAAGCUCAAGUUGCGGACUUAAUCUAUGCAGCGGUGGACAAUCCAUCAAAUGCAGUUGAAUGGGCCUUGGCAGAGAUGAUCAACCAACCUGAGAUGCUUCAAAAAGCUACCGAAGAAAUUGAUAAGGUUGUCGGAAAGGAGAGAUUAGUUCAGGAGUCCGACAUACCACAGCUAAAUUACAUCAAGGCAUGCGCUAGGGAAGCCUUUCGUCUCCACCCGAUCGCCCCUUUUAAUCUUCCACAUGUCUCUAAUGUUGAUACAAUGGUCGCAGGUUAUUUCAUUCCUAAGGGCAGCCAUGUUAUAUUAAGUCGAAUUGGGCUGGGUCGCAACCCUAAAGUUUGGGAUGACCCACUCAAGUUCAAGCCUGAGCGCCAUUUAAAGGAUCCCUCAGUUGAGGUUAAGUUGGUUGAGCCGGAGCUACGGUUCAUCUCAUUUAGCACUGGAAGGCGUGGGUGUAUGGGGGCCGCGCUUGGCUCCGCCAUGACUGUUAUGUUAUUGGCAAGGCUUCUACAAGGGUUCAACUGGGGAGCAAUCCUUGGUGAGUCAAAGAUUGAUCUCAGUGAGUCAAAAACCGAUCUUUUCUUGGCUAAACCUCUGCUUGCAAAUGCUAAGCCACGUUUGGCAUUUGAUGUUUACCCAAUGCAGUAGAAUAAUUCUUGGAGCUAGAGUUGAUUUGAAAUAUUUAGUCGUGCCUUAACCGGGCUGCGGACAUGUUUAAUGUUAAAUGGGCUUUAACCGAUUUUUAAA